AUGGAAUUAGCUCAUAGCUUAUUGCUGAAUGAAGAAGCUUGCAGUCAACUAGGUGAAGUUCAGAAGGCAGAGUUUAUUUUUGAGUGGUUGAGAUAUUUGGAGAAGCUAUUACUAACAACAAGCAGGAGUGAUGUAAGGGAGAAACAGAAGACUCUUGUUGAACAGCUCCUGUCUUUGAUGAAUAGUUCUCCGGGACCUCCUACACGGAAACUCCUUGCUAAGAAUCUAGCCAUUCUUUAUAGUAUUGGAGACACAUUUUCUGUUUAUGAGACAAUCGAUAAAUGUAAUGAUCUUAUUCGUAGCAAAGAUGAUUCUCCAAGUUACCUUCCCACUAAACUUGCUGCUGUUGUAUGUUUGGGUUCCUUGUACAAGAAAUUAGGAAGACUGUUAGGUAACACCUUCACUGAUACUGUGGGAAAUAUUCUUAAAGCAAUGAAAAGUGCAGAGUCUCAAGGUCGAUAUGAGAUUAUGCUAAGUCUACAGAAUAUUUUAAGUGGACUAGGAGCUGCUGCUACACCUUGCCACAGGGAUAUUUAUAAAGCUGCUCGAUCAUGCUUAACAGAUAGAUCCAUGGCAGUUCGUUGUGCUGCUGCAAAGUGUCUCCUUGAACUUCAGGAUGAGGCUGUCUUUAUGUGGAGCACAGACCUGGAUAGUGUUGCCACACUGUGCUUUAAAUCCUUUGAAGGUUCUAGUUAUGAUGUGCGGAUUUCUGUUUCAAAGCUGCUGGGCACAGUCUUGGCUAAAGCUCUAAUUUCUGUACAUCCAGGAACAGCAGCCUCACGUCAAAGCAUUCGCAAAAUAUCUCUGGAGGAAGUUCUGGAAUUACUAGGAACAGGAUUUCUUCGUGGGAGUUCAGGAUUUCUUCGAGCCAGUGGAGAUAUGCUGAAAGGAACCAGUUCAGUCAGUAGGGAAGUUCGAGUUGGAGUUACUCAGGUUUAUGUUGUAUUUGUUUCUACACUCGGAGGAGCUUGGUUAGAGAGAAAUUUUGCUCCCUUUCUUUCUCAUAUCCUAAACCUUGUGUCACAGUCAUUCUCUAAAGCCACACAGAUUGAUGCUGUCUGCUGUCGCCGUUGUGUUUCUUUCAUCCUUCGAGCUACUAUAGGAAGCCUUCUUGGAGAAAAGGCUCAAAUUGCUGCUGCCAAGGAUAUUUGCCAAACCAUUUGGAAACAAAAGAAAGUUAUAGAUGCUGUAAUGAGUGAUGGUAAUUUGGAGACCCGGAUUGGAUCCACAGAUGUAGCAGCCAGCCAACACAUGCUGGUGUGUGCUUUACAAGAACUUGGAAAUCUUAUUCACAGUCUCAGCACCACAGCUGCACCUUUGCUGCAAGAUUCAAGUGCAGGCAUUCUUGACAGUGUCACUUCAGUUAUUCUUCAUCCUUGCAUGUCCGUUCGACUUGCAGCAGCUUGGUGUUUACACUGUAUUGCUGUAGCAUUACCUUCCUACCUGACACCACUCUUAGACCGUUGUCUUGAACGACUUACUGUGUUCAAGUCUUCACCCGAAGCAGUGACUGGCUUUAGUUUUGCUGUGGCAUCUUUGUUGGGAGCAGUGAAACAUUGUCCUUUAGGAAUUCCUCACGGAAAGGGCAAGGUUAUUAUGACAUUAGCAGAGGAUUUGCUGUGUUCUGCUACUCAAAACAGUCGCCUUUCAGCUCAACGCACACAAGCUGGAUGGCUGUUGAUUGCCUCUCUGAUGACAUUGGGUCCUGCAGUUGUCAGUCAUCACCUUGCUCGGGUUCUGCUGUUGUGGAAAUGUGUCUUUCCAGUAUCUCCUAAAGAUUUAGAAACAGAGAAGAGCAGAGGAGAUUCAUUUACAUGGCAGGUAACCUUGGAAGGACGAGCUGGUGCAUUAUGUGCUAUCAAGAGCUUUGUUUCCUACUGUGGUGAACUCCUUACUGAGGAAGUAAUUCAGCAUCUUCUUCCACCACUUCCUUGUGCUGUGGAUUUUCUAACUCAGCUUACUUCAAUACUAAAAACUUAUGGAAGUCCUUUGAAAACACCAUCAGUAGUUUAUAGACAAAGACUUUAUGAACUAUUGAUUUUAUUACCUCCUGAAACCUAUGAAGGAAACCUCUGUGCUAUACUCAAAGAGCUGGCUGCUGACUUGACUACUCCUGACAUCCAGGUGGCAGCAUCCACAUUUUUACUUCCACCACUGUGUCAUCAGGAUGAUCUUUUGAUAUUGAGUCCCCUGCUUCAAGAGACUGACCAUAGAUUUAUUGAAGAACAGCUCCUGCUUGGUAAUGGUGUUGCUUGUGGAAGUCUCGAGUAUGACCCUUAUUCUAUAUAUGAAAAAGAUGUAGAAGGCGAUUCAGUGCCUAAACCCCUACCUCCAACACUUUCAGUUGUUAACUCUGCAGCCAAGCUCUUUGGAGUUAUAUGUGCUCAUGUGGGAGAAGCUCAAAGGCUUCUUAUAUUGGAACAACUUUUGGACAGUAUAAAACGCACAAAAGGAGCUCAUCAGCAAGUAGUUCAGUUACAUGUUAUUUCUUCAUUUUCCAAUUUUUUGAAGUACAUGGCUAGCUCCAAAGGAAGUUUAGGUCCAGAAGAAAUGAGAAGACCUGCCCUAACAUUAGUGAUGGGAGCCCUAGAAAGUCCCAACCCCCUAUUGAGAUGUGCUGCUGCAGAGGCAUGGGCUAGAUUAGCCCAGGUGGUCGAUGAUGGAGUUUUUACUGCUGGAUUAGCUCAAAUUAGCUUUGACAAAUUGAAGUCUGCAAGAGACGUGGUUACGAGAACAGGGCAUUCAUUGGCUUUGGGAUCCCUGUAUAGGUACUUAGGAGGAAUAAAUUCUUCUCAACACUUGAAUUCUUGUGUUGGAAUACUUUAUACUUUGUCUCAGGACAGUACUUCUCCUGAUAUGCAGACCUGGGCACUACACUCUCUGUCAUUGAUAAUUGAUUCUGCCGGCCCACUGUAUUAUGUGCAUGUAGAACCUACCUUGUCUCUUAUCAUAAUGUUGUUGUUAAAUGUGCCUCCCACUCAUGCUGAAGUUCACCAAAGUCUUGGUCGCUGUUUGAAUGCCCUCAUCACCACAUUGGGUCCAGAGCUGCAAGGCAACAGUACUUCAGUUUCUACCCUAAGGACUUCUUGCCUCUUGGGUUGUGCAGUAAUGCAGGAUAACCCAGACUGCCUUGUUCAAGCUCAAGCCAUCUCUUGCCUUCAGCAGCUUCAUAUGUUUGCUCCACGACAUGUCAACUUGUCUAGCCUUGUCAGCUGCCUUUGUGUUAAUCUCUGUAGUCCCUAUUUGUUACUGAGAAGAGCAGUACUGGCUUGUUUACGUCAGCUUGUACAGAGAGAAGCAACUGAAGUUUCAGAACAUGCUGUUUUGCUUGCUAAGGAUAACAGAGAGGAGUUGAAUCCAGAUACUAACAUCAGAGAAGUUGGUCUUGAAGGAGCACUGUUGACCUUACUAGACAAAGAAACAGAUCAAAGGCUAUGCCAUGAUAUCAAAGAGACUUUGAAUCAUAUGCUAACGUCUAUGGCAGUGGAAAAACUCUCCUUUUGGUUAAAGCUUUGUAAAGAUAUACUUGCUGCAUCAGCUGAUUUUACAAGUAUAACUUGUGUGGAUACAAUGCAAGAAGAAGAGGAAGAUAAAGGGGAUGAUUCUUCAGUGUUGACCACCAGAAAUAAUGAAAAAUCCCAUCCUUUUACCAAUCCCCGAUGGGCUACCAGAGUCUUUGCUACUGAAUGUGUCUGUAGGAUAAUUAACCAAUGUGAGAAUGCAGACAGCGCACAUUUUGACAUUGCUCUAGCACAAGAAAUUAAAAAAAGGGAUUCCAGAAAUGACUUUUUGGUGCUACAUCUUGCUGACUUAAUUCGCAUGGCUUUUAUGGCUGCAACAGAUCACAGUGACCAGCUCCGACUUUCUGGCCUUGAAACAUUGUUAGUUGUUAUUCGGCGAUUUGCAACUAUUCCAGAACCAGAGUUUCCAGGUCAUGUGAUUCUGGAACAGUAUCAAGCCAAUGUAGGAGCAGCACUUAGACCUGCCUUCACUUCAGAGACACCACCUGAUGUCAUUGCCAAAGCAUGUCAAGUUUGCAGUGCCUGGAUAGCAAGUGGAGUUGUUAGUGACCUUAAUGACCUUCGAAGAGUUCAUCAGUUGCUUGUUUCAUCAUUGACAAAAAUACAGGCUGGAAAAGAAGCUCUAAGUCACUUGUAUAAUGAAAGUGCUUCUACGAUGGAGAUCUUAGCAGUGCUAAAAGCCUGGGCAGAGGUCUACAUAAUUGCUGUAGAAAGACAGAAAAGAUACAAACAGCCUUUGAAGACUACCACCUGUUCAGAGGAGAGUGACAAAAAUGGGUCCAUUUCAUCAGAUGGACUGCUUGACUUAGUCCACACAGAUCUUGGCACACUCAGUAGACUGUGGCUUGCUGCACUUCAGGAUUUUGCUCUCUUAACUUUGCCUUCGGAAUUUGCAUCCCAACUUCCUGUGGAAGGUGGUGCUUUCUACACAGCAGAGACUGGUGAAAAUGCAAAAAUGCAUUAUUACAACUCCUGGGCAUUUAUCCUCCAUGCUACAGCAUUGUGGCUUACAAGCACAGGCUUUAUUGUUGCUGACCUAGAUGAAGGAUCCUCUAAUCUUUCAAGACCUGUAACACCAACUUCCAUGUGUCAGGGUUCAUCAUCUGGAACUACAGUAAAAUCCCCUGAGGAUAUUUACACCGAUAGAUUCCAUCUUAUUUUAGGUAUUAGUGUGGAAUUUCUGUGUUCCUUGCGUUCAGAUGCAACCAUGGAUAGCAUUACUGCAUGUUUACAUGCAUUACAAGCCCUUCUUGAUGUUCCUUGGCCCAGAUCAAAAAUUGGCAGUGAUCAGGACUUGGGUAUCGAGUUGUUAAAUGUGCUGCAUCGAGUCAUUUUGACGAGAGAAUCACCUUCCAUUCAACUGGCUUCACUUGAAGUGGUCAGACAGAUUAUAUGUGCGGCUCAAGAACAUGUGAAGGAGAAAAGAAGAAGUGCAGAGGUUGAUGAUGGGGCUGCUGAAAAGGAAACCUUGCCAGAGUUUGGAGAGGGAAAGGACACAGGAGGACUUGUGCCUGGGAAGUCUUUGGUCUUUGCUACACUGGAAUUGUGUGUAUGCAUUCUGGUUAGACAGCUCCCAGAACUAAACCCUAAAUUGACAAGUAGUCCAGGAGUAAAAUCUGCAAAGCCACAGUUAUUGUCAGAAGAUGGAAGUAAAUUGGUGUCAGCUGCCUUGAUCAUUCUCUCUGAACUUCCUGCGGUGUGCUCUCCUGAAGGAAGCAUCUCAGUUCUCCCUACUAUACUGUACCUCACAAUUGGAGUCCUCAGAGAAACUGCUGUGAAGUUACCUGGGGGCCAGUUAUCUUCAACAGUUGCAGCUUCCCUACAGGCUCUGAAAGAAAUAUUAUCUUCUCCCAUGGCUCGAGCAGAAAAGAGCCAUACUGCUUGGACUGACCUCCUCCGUAGCGCUUUAACAACAAUUCUUGAUUGUUGGGAUCCAGUGGAUGGAAUACACCAAGACCUUGAUGAAGUCAGUCUCCUUACUGCUGUGACAGUAUUUAUUUUGUCUACCAGUCCAGAAGUGACUACUAUCCCAUGUCUUCAAAAACGCUGCAUUGAGAAAUUUAAAGCUACUCUUGAGAUGAAAGAUCCUAUGGUACAAAUCAAGACCUAUCAGCUCCUACUUUCCAUUUUUCAAUAUCCGAACCCAGCUAUUUCCUACCCGUACAUUUACUCUUUAGCAUCAUCUAUUGUGGAAAAACUGCAGGAAAUAGAUAAGAGAAAACCUGAAGACACUGCUGAGCUUCAAAUCUUUCAAGAAGGAAUAAAGGUCUUGGAAACACUGGUGGUUGUUGCUGAAGAACAGCAUCGCUCUCAGCUGGUGGCCUGUCUUCUGCCCAUCCUGAUUUCCUUCCUUUUAGAUGAGAAUGCCCUGGGAUCAGCAACUGCUAUCAUGAGAAAUUUACAUGACUUUGCUUUGCAAAAUCUCAUGCAGAUUGGGCCUCAGUAUUCCUCAGUUUUUAAAAGUGUCAUGGCGUCUUCUCCAACCUUGAAAGCCCGCCUGGAGGCUGCUAUAAAGGGCAAUAAAGAAAGUGUCAAAGUCAAGAUACCAACAUCUAAGCAUACUAAGAAUACUGCAAAGAAUUUAAGUAUCCAAUUAAAGACCAAUUUCCUCUGA
This is a messenger RNA of Chrysochloris asiatica (Cape golden mole), 6135 nucleotides long. RefSeq names its product HEAT repeat containing 5A (gene HEATR5A). NCBI's taxonomy places the organism in Eukaryota, Metazoa, Chordata, Mammalia, Afrosoricida, Chrysochloridae. Gene Ontology annotation, biological process: retrograde transport, endosome to Golgi; intracellular protein localization; endocytosis. The transcript is spliced from 36 exons. Bases 1 to 6135 code for a protein of 2044 amino acids. Gene Ontology annotation, cellular component: membrane; endocytic vesicle; Golgi apparatus. The record is from RefSeq and is a predicted model, not a curated record.